AGAAAAGAGAACGGCAGUCAGUGAGGAAUUCUUCAACCGGUCAGUUCUUGCACCUCUUCUUCGCUUAAGCCAAAUCUCAUUGGAAAAAGUGCGAAUCUCAUAAAAAGAAAGGCAUCAAUGGAUUACGAGGCGGAACCCACCAUUGUAGACGCUCCAGCGUUCAAUGCGGCCGAGAGUGCCCAAGCCCUGAGGUCGGCAAUGAGAGGGCUCGGCACGGACGAGGACACUAUCAUUAACAUCCUCACGGGCUGCUCCAAUCGUCAGCGGCAGGAAAUCGAAGCAGCUUUCGAGCGAGAAUUCAGUCGGAGUCUCAUUGAUGAUCUCAAGAGUGAACUUGGAGGGAAUUUUGAGGAUGUCAUCCUGGCCCUUGUGCGUCCCCCGUAUGAAUUUCUCUGCAGGCAGCUGAACAAGGCCAUGGAGGGCAUGGGAACUGAUGAUUCAGCAUUGGUUGAAAUCCUCUGUCCACUGACCAGUGACGAGAUGAAAGUUCUCGUUGCCCAAUAUGAAGAUCUCUUUGGACGUCCCCUGGCUGAGCAUCUCUGCAGCGAGACCUCGGGCCACUUCAGACGCCUCCUGACCCUCAUUGUCACGGGAGUUCGUGAUCCAGCAGGAACUGUCGAUCCCGCCCUGGCAGCCGAACAAGCAGCUUCCCUCUACGAUGCCGGAGCUGAAAAACUCGGCACCGACGAGGAAGUCUUCAAUCGCAUCUUUUCGCACUGCAGCUUUGCCCAAUUGCGCCUUGUCUUCGAUGAGUACAAAGCCCUAUCCGGGAAGACCAUUGAGCAAGCUCUCAAGAGCGAAAUGGAUGGAGAUCUGCUCGAUGGAUUUCUGGCCAUUGUCGAAUGUGUCCAGAGUCCAGCGGCUUUCUUCGCUGGACGCCUCCACAAAGCCAUGGACGGUGCUGGAACUGAUGAUCCGACUCUCAUUCGAAUCAUCGUCUGCAGGAGUGAAAUUGACCUGCAGACCAUCAAGAACGAGUACGAGAGAAUCUACGAUAGAACUCUCCUCAAUGACAUUAAGGUGAGUAUCCUGCUAUUUCCUGAACCCUUUUUUGUCGUUUGUGGGUUUAUCAUUUGUGCCAAAAUUGUCCAAAUUCCAAAUCAUUUAUCCAAUUUGAGGCUUCAAUGCAAAUCUUGGCGGCUGUUAUUUUCUCUUAGAUUAACAACUUAACUUGAAUUCUUGGUUGUGUAUUAAAGUAGAGAAAAAUAAUGUAUGAAUCGUGAAUAUUUCAAGGAAAUAGCACAUUUAUCGGAUAUAUUAUCAUUCAAUUAAAAACAAGUUAAAUUGAACAGGUAAUCAAUAUUGCAAAUGAUUCCGUUCAAUUGACUGGGCGUGUUUAAUAAAAUAUAUCAAUUAAUGUUUCAAAAAUUCAUUUGAAGAUCAAUAUAAAAGGAUUGAGGAUAAAAUAUAAUAUUCCAAUAAUAUCUAGGGUGUCCUGGGAUUAUGCAUAACCCUUUAACGACGAGACACUUUUUACGGACUGAAAAUCAACAAUAAAAAUUAAACUGAGAAACAUAAUCAAUGAUAAGUCUUACAUCUAACCUUGGAAAGUCCAACAGAGUCUGAUUCGGUGUAUUUUGUGCUUCUAUGGACGAUAGGGACAAAAAUAGCCCAAAAAUUUAAGUAAUUUUACUGACAAUACCAAUGAAUAAUAUUUUUCACUUUAAUGAAAAAUAUUACGUAUGAGUUUUGUAGUUUUUAUUGCCAAAAAGGUUUUGCUUAAAAAAAAUUGUAAGUACAUAAAAUAAAUAAAACCAAUUUAUGAAAUUGAGAAUUUAAAAAAUCGCCAUUUUUGAGCUUAAAUAUUUACUACAUAGCACAUAGCUAGACUUGCAAAAAAUAUUCUAGAUUCCUUCAACCUUCUACUUUACAAUUAUGUACAGACAUGAGAAAAAAAUAACUUUAGGUAGUCAGGAAAAAUUAUUUUCUUUGUGGGACACCGGUGUUCCAAUCGUACUUAAAGGGAUAAACGGAAUUAUGUAAACACAUCUAUGCAUCUUUGCCUACAAUUAGGAGCUCAUUUGUGAAAUCAUUUUUUAUCCCUCUAAUUGUAGGCUAAAAUAAGGUAUUUUCGAACCAUUUACUUACAAUUUGGGACAUUUGAGAUUUUCUCACUGUUUCAGAAGAGCAAAGAAAAAACAAAGACCGCGAAAUAGAAGAAAAA
This is a messenger RNA of Phlebotomus papatasi, 2164 nucleotides long. It is a transcript of the gene AnxB10, whose product is annotated as annexin B10. Lineage: Eukaryota; Metazoa; Arthropoda; Insecta; Diptera; Psychodidae. The transcript is spliced from 2 exons. Gene Ontology annotation, molecular function: calcium ion binding; calcium-dependent phospholipid binding. The record is from RefSeq and is a predicted model, not a curated record. Gene Ontology annotation, cellular component: cytoplasm. Bases 118 to 1170 code for a protein of 350 amino acids.